AUGAAAAUUCUACUGACCAUAGCUUCCCAGCUAGAAAACGUAUUCACAGAUCGGUGUCGAGAUCCAGGCAAUGAACGUGGUAUGCCGACAGUUCCAUGUUCAACGGUAUGUGUAUCAUUGCUGGAACCGGAUAUAGAAGCUGGUGUAUUUAUCGGUUAUAAACACAUACGUGGAUGUAUGGAUCGAAAUCAAUGUCGGACCCUAUCUCGAGCUUCGCUUUUCAAUCCAGCUCGAGCAAGUGAUCCACCAGCGAUUGGAGAUGUACAGCUUUGUAGCUGUUAUGGCGACCGGUGUAAUGGCAGCAAUCCAGCUGCCAUCACAAGCACCUUAACUACAUUUGUUUUGACUUUGAUAUUAGCCUGGAUUUUGCAAUAG
Cylicostephanus goldi is the source of this 375-nucleotide messenger RNA. The record is from the annotation of a GenBank genome assembly. Lineage: Eukaryota; Metazoa; Nematoda; Chromadorea; Rhabditida; Strongylidae.